Molecule: messenger RNA, 2128 nt
Organism: Carica papaya (papaya)
Lineage: Eukaryota; Viridiplantae; Streptophyta; Magnoliopsida; Brassicales; Caricaceae
Product: DNA glycosylase superfamily protein
Biological process (GO): base-excision repair
Molecular function (GO): DNA-3-methyladenine glycosylase activity
Source: RefSeq, a predicted model, not a curated record
UUCUCCCUCGCUUUCACUGAUUCGAUCUUUACUUCUCUCUCUCUCUCUCUCUCUCUCUCUCUCUCUCUCUCUCUCUCUCGCGUUCCUGAUAGGAAAUUCACUAUCUAGUUUUAGAUCGACAUUGUUCUUCAGUGUUCUGUUGAAUUCACACUGUCCAUUUUCUUGCAUUUUCUUUCGUAUUUUAUAUUCCAUUUUCUCGGGAAAAAGAAGCAUGGGAAUUGUAAAGGAUUGUGUCAGCUUUUUCCUCCAUGUGGAGUCACUGAAACGAUACAGUUUCAAACACCCACUUUUCUUUUGAGGGUACUGGAGCUUGGCUGGAGCUUGACGAUACGGUAAAAUGGGGGGUUUUAGGGGUCUCUGUGAGGUGGGUGUUGCUUGAUUUUGAGGAUUAGUUGGUCGGUUCUUCAAGCUUCAGGUGAAAACCAGUGGUGUAAGUGUAAAUUUAUAGAGUUUGAGGUAGAAAACGUGGAUAUUUUCCUAGGAGCUCCAAGAGGCUAUUUGAUGAUGUAUUGCUGUUAGAUAAAUAAUAUUUGAGAUUUAAGCUGCUUUUAGCUAAUUUCAGCGUAUUGUGAAGGGAAAAAUGUGGGGUUCGAUUGAGAUUAUAUGUUGGUUUGGGAUGAUUUUUAAAGCUAUUUCUGGUAAUGUUAUGGAUUCAAUCUAGCGGACGAGUAGGUGAACUGGAAAUUUUGGGGGUUUUGAGGGAAGAAGGCUGAUCUCCUGUAAUAUUUGCUUAUUUGAAGAGAAUUGUAAUCCAUGUCUGGUGGUCCGAGGGUGAGGUCUAUGAAUGUGGCUGACUCAGAGGGAAGACAUGUCUUGGGACCUGCUGGGAACAAGGCUGGGUCAUUGACUAUGCUUAAACCGGCCUCGAAGCCUUUAAGAACGGUUGAGAAAUCACCCAUGGAAGUAACAGUUGCUGAGGAGAAGAAAGCUCAUCCAUCAUCUACUGUUACUGCAUUUUCUCCUAAAAAGCACUCCGUUAGUGUUCCUUCAGUGCUGCGGCGCCAUGAACAGUUAUUGCACUCUAAUUUAUCCUUAAAUGCUUCGUGUUCAUCCGAUGCCUCUACAGAUUCAUUUCAUAGUCGAGCAUCCACUGGUCGGUUAACCCGGUCAUAUAGUGUUGGGAGUAGGAGGAAGCUAUGUCCAUCAAAGCCAAGAAGUGUUGUUUCUGAAGGUGGCUUGGAAUCUCCACCCAAUGGUUCACAGAAUGAGAAGAGAUGUGCAUGGGUUACGCCAAAUAUUGAUCCAUGUUAUGCUGCUUUCCAUGACAAAGAAUGGGGAGUUCCAGUGCACGAUGACAAGGGAUUAUUUGAGCUUCUCGUACUUUCUGGUGCUUUGGCUGAACUCACAUGGCCUACAAUUCUAAGCAAAAGGCACAUUUUUAGGGAAGUUUUUGCCGAUUUUGAUCCCGUUGCAGUCUCAAAAUUUAAUGAAAAGAAAAUAGUAGCACCCGGGACUGUUGCCUCAUCCUUGUUAUCCGAACUUAAGUUGCGCGCGGUCAUUGAGAAUGCACGCCGAAUUUGUAAGGUCGUAGACGAGUUUGGUUCAUUUGACAAGUAUAUCUGGAGCUUUGUAAACCACAAGCCUAUAGUUAGCAGAUUCCGAUAUCCUCGGCAAGUACCUGUUAAAACUCCGAAAGCAGAUGUCAUUAGCAAAGAUUUGGUAAAAAGAGGAUUCCGGAGUGUUGGGCCUACAGUCAUCUACUCUUUCAUGCAGGUGGCUGGGCUAACAAACGACCAUCUCAUCAGUUGCUUUAGAUUCCAGGAGUGUAUAACCGCCGCAGAACGGAAGGAAGAAAAUGGGAUCAAGGAUAAGUCUGCGGAUAAGAAAAACGAUGACACAAAUGAAUCAGAAUUAUCGAUAUCCAUUGACAAACUGACUUUCUCCUCGGAAUGAUGAAUCAAGGACAGUCUUGGUUAUCGCCUGAUGGAGCUCCAGGUUUCAGUCAUCAGAUCUACCUGGUUCAGGGUUACUUUUUGGUCGUUACUAAAUGUGUUAUUUUGUGUAUAAAACUCGAUGAAGUUGCUACUUGUAGUGGAUUAUUAGACUGUAGAUUACUGAAAAUGAAUUAAAAUUAACUGGUGAUUUGUGCUUGUGAUGGGGACCCUUUGAAAACGAGGCGGUUGAUGUA